AAGGCCUCUUUAAGGGAUGCCUAGCCUGUGCUUCCCAUCCCCAUCAGGUGGUUUGGCAAUGGAAGGUGACCCAGGCUGUGUGCCAGGCCCUCCGUGAGAAGAAGGACUUCCCUGUGCUGGGGGCAGGCCAGGAGCCAUCCGUGCCUCCCGCCUGCCGCUGUGUGGCAUAUACCUUCCACCGAGAGGGCCGGUUCUGCCAGGCUACCUACGAGGGCGAGUGGUGCCGGGGCAAGCUACAUGGCAAGGGAACCCUGAAGUGGCCGGAUGGCCGGAAUCACGUUGGAGAUUUCUGCUGGGGCCUGGAGCAUGGCUUUGGCAUCUGCCUGGUGCCCCAGGGCUCCGAGGACAAGUUUGACUGUUACAAGUGCCACUGGCGGGAAGGCAGCAUGUGUGACUAUGGUAUCUGUGAGUACGGCACUGACGAGGUGUACAAGGGCUACUUCCAGGAGGGCCUGCGGCAUGGAUUUGGGGUUCUAGACAGUGCGCCGCAUGCCCCUCAGCCCUUCAGGUACACAGGUCAUUGGGAGAGGGGCCAGAGGAGUGGCUAUGGCAUCGAGGAUGAUGGUGACAGGGGGGAGCGAUACAUUGGCAUGUGGCAGGCGGACCAACGACAUGGCCCUGGAGUUGUGGUCACCCAGGCAGGGGUCUGCUACCAGGGCACCUUCCAGGUGGAUAAGAUGGUGGGCCCAGGCAUCCUCCUGUCUGAAGAUGACUCCCUGUACGAGGGCACCUUCACCAGGGACCUGACACUCACGGGGAAGGGCAAGGUCACCUUCCCCAAUGGCUUCACCCUGGAGGGCUCGUUUGGCAGUGGGGCAGGGAAAGGACUGUACACACAGGGUGUGCUGGACACAGCCACUGUCCUGCCAGACCCGAGCAACACCCGCAAGAGGCAGCUGGGUCUGGGUGCCUUCCCCGUAGAGAACCGGUGGCAGGGAGUGUACAGGCCCUUCCGGGCCUUUGUGCAUGCAGGAUGCCCAGGGGACCGGCAGGAGGCCCUGCUGGGCUUCCAUGUGCAGAGCUCACGGGAGCUACGCAGGUCCCAGGAGUACCUCUGCUGUGAGAGCCACCCCAAGGACAGCACGGGGAGUAUGGAGGACACCCUGGAAGAGUUGCUGCAGCACCGGGAGCCCAAGGCCUUGCGGGAAUACCUCAGGAAGGCCCUCAGCAACUCCCGGCACCCCCUGGGGAAGCUGCUACGGAUGCUGAUGCUGACUUUCCAGGCUACGUACGCGGGCAUGGGGGCCAACAAGCAUCUACAGGGUCUGGCCCAGGAGGAGGUGAAACAGCACGCCCAGGAGCUCUGGGCCACCUACAGGGGUCUGCUGAAGGUGGCCCUGGGGCUCAAGGGACAGGUCUUGGAGGAGGAAGAUGCAGAGACAAGGGACCUGCAGGUACAUGGAUUGAUGCUACCCCUCGUGCUGCCCAGCUUCUACUCAGAGCUCUUCACGCUCUACCUGCUUCUUCAUGAGAAAGAGGACAGUCUCUACAGCCAGGGCAUCACCAACCUGAGCCUGUUUCCAGACACCAAGCUGCUGGAGUUCCUGGAUGUGCAGAAGCACCUGUGGCCUCUCAAGGACCUCAAGCUGACAAGCAAUCAGAGGUGCUCCCUGGUCAGGGACAAGUGCUUCCUGUCUGCCACUGAGUGCCUACAGAAGAUCAUCACCACGGUGGAUCCACGGGAGAGGCUGGAGGUGCUGGAGAAGACUUAUGGGGAAAUCGAGGCCACUGUGGCGCGGGUGCUGGGCCGGGAGCACAAGCUGCCCAUGGACGACCUGCUACCACUGCUCAUCUAUGUGGUGUCGCGGGCCCGGAUUCAGCACCUGGGAGCUGAGAUCCACCUGAUCCGAGACAUGAUGGACCCUACCCACACAGGAGGCCUGUACGACUUCCUGCUCACAGCUCUGGAGUCCUGUUAUGAGCACAUCCAGAAGGAAGACAUGAGGCUGUACCGCCUGCCUUGCCGCUGGGUCAGAGAGCUGUGGUAACACGGCCACUCCUGGACAAAGUACAGCGCUGAGGGGCCUCAUGGACUUCCCGGAGCAGGCACUACCCACCUGCUUCCCAAGUCAGGCCACUGAGGAGUGGCCCUUGGAGGUGACUCUUGGAGGAGAUGGCAUUUUGCUUUUCCCAGGGAGACACUGCUGCCACUGCCUUGACAGUGGUGAGGAUGAGAGGUGGCCCUGGAGCUGGUGGCUUUCACUUGGCCAUUGGUCCAGGCUGGGAAACUGCCUCUCCCUGAAGCAGCGUGGUGUGGGUGAGGAACCUUGGCUUCUGUCUGCUUGAGCCUUGCACCCAAAUCACUGAGCCUCUUGGUGUUGCCUUCUGUAUGGUGGCAGGGUGGUGGGGUGGGUAGUCCAUAAAACACUUUCCAUCCAGCCAGCUGAGUCCUGACAUCUUUUCCAAGUCUGGCUUUAGUCCCCUGGGCUCAAAUGGAAAUUCUCAUGUCACCAUCAGUCUCUUUCUUCACUCGUGGUCAGAAGGCUCCAAGUUUCUUGGUUUUGGGGACUUUCUCCCAUGAGGCUUCUUCUGGGGACCUGCCUCCUUCCCUGCUCUGCCUUAGUGCCACCCUGGCCUGUCUGGGCUGUGUGGCAGGAAAGUUCCAGCUCCUCGCCAAGCUGCUGGGUGGCUUCUGGCAGCCCUUGCUCAUGUCCUAGUGUGCAGUAGAGGGGGUGGGCUCAGUUGUGAACUGCAGAGGCUCCUUAAAUGUAUUUUAUUAUUUUUUAUUAUGAUAUAUUAAUUGUACAAAGUGAAGAGUUUCAUUGUGAUAUUUCCAUGCAUGCAUAUAUGAUGUAAACAGCAGGGACCACUAAGCC
Castor canadensis (American beaver) is the source of this 2816-nucleotide messenger RNA. NCBI's taxonomy places the organism in Eukaryota, Metazoa, Chordata, Mammalia, Rodentia, Castoridae. The record is from RefSeq and is a predicted model, not a curated record.